Messenger RNA from Arvicanthis niloticus (Nile rat), 2998 nucleotides. RefSeq names its product ubiquinol-cytochrome c reductase complex assembly factor 1 (gene Uqcc1). The record is from RefSeq and is a predicted model, not a curated record. NCBI's taxonomy places the organism in Eukaryota, Metazoa, Chordata, Mammalia, Rodentia, Muridae. Gene Ontology annotation, cellular component: mitochondrion. Gene Ontology annotation, biological process: mitochondrial respiratory chain complex III assembly.
GUCUCUGCCUCUUGAGUGCUGGGAAUAAAGGCGUGUGCCACCACACUUGGCUAUCCUUUACUAAUUCUUUCCUAUCGGUAUUCAAAGAUGUAUUAACCAGCCAAACACAAGCCUUAAGCUCCUUUUCUGCCAAGCCUCAGGUCAGCACCUGACAACCUCCUUUUCUGGCUUUCCAGGACUGUGCUCUUUGGUUCUCAGACUCCCUGACCUCUUUUUUAACUACUGGGACAUCCGAGGUCCUGAUCCCUUUAGCCUUGUAGUCUCCUGGGGGUGGAGUCAGUAAAGGAAUGGCUGUAAGGGGUUAACCGAAGGGUGAGAGGGAUGCGGGAGGCCAGGCCAGGGGUGUGUAGAGGAAGAACGUGAGCCCUUGUGACGCGCAGCAAGGACUUAAGACCGGCGAGGAGUCUGGCGUCCUGAAAUCUCUUUCAGAUCCACAGCAGGAAAACCGCUGGUGCGCAGUGCGACAUCUACGCCUGCGCCGCCGCCGCCGGAGCCCGACUACCUUUAGCGAGGGGACAGAGGCUGAGUGGGUGGCGACAAUCGGGAUUCCGGAAGCCCACCUUUCACCCGGAAAUGGUUGUGGAGGAACAUGGCGUUGCUGGUGCGAGUCCUUAGGAACCAGACUAGCAUCUCCCAGUGGAUUCCAAUAUGCAGCCAACUGGUAUCAGUAUCUCCUACCCAAAGACAGUGGAGCAAGACUCUGUCCAGCUCCUCCCAGUGGCUCCAGAAGAAUCAGUCUGGAAUGUGUGUGGGAACAGAACAGAUUGUUGGAGCGGACACACUGCAGAGUAGGAAAUACCACAGCACAAGUAAGCUUCCUACUACCCAAGAUUCCCUGCAGCCUGUUGAGGAGAAGGUUGGUCCCUUCACAAAGAUAAUAGAAGCCAUGGGAUUCACUGGACCUUUGAAAUACAGCAAAUGGAAGAUCAAGAUUGCGGCCCUCCGCAUGUACACGAGCUGUGUAGAGAAAACAGACUUCGAGGAAUUCUUUCUGAGGUGUCAGAUGCCGGAUACAUUCAACUCCUGGUUUCUUAUAACCCUGCUUCACGUCUGGAUGUGUCUAGUCCGAAUGAAGCAGGAAGGCCGGACUGGGAAGUACAUGUGCCGGAUCAUAGUUCAUUUCAUGUGGGAAGAUGUGGAGCAGCGAGGCCGAGUCAUGGGGGUGAAUUCCUAUAUUCUAAAGAAGAACAUGGCCCUCAUGACAAACAAUUUCUAUGCAGCAAUCUUGGGAUACGAUGAGGGGAUCCUCUCAGACGACCAUGGCCUGGCUGCUGCGCUCUGGAGGACCUUCUUCAACCAGAAAUGUGAAGACCCUCGACAGCUUGAAUUGCUGGUGGAGUAUGUGAGGAAACAGAUGCAAUACCUGGACUCCAUGAACGGUGAGGAUCUGCUGCUGACAGGGGAAGUGAGAUGGCGCCCUCUGGUGGAGAAGAAUCCACAAAGCAUCUUGAAGCCCCAUGCUCCUACUUACAAUGAUGAGGGUCUUUGACAGACUGGUCCCUCCGGACAGCUGGCUGGCUGACUUUGAGGAACCUCCAUGGGAGAAGUGCCUGUUUGCCCCAGGACCCUGAAGAAGGUGGCCUGAACUGACUUGAACAGCACCUGUUGAACACUUGGCUCAUUCGUGUUGAGUUUCUUCUUCCUGAGCCCAGGAGUCUGAUCUGGUGGGGGUACUGCUGGGAGCUCCUCUUGCUCUUCUGACACCUUCCCUCCCUCAAGAGAAGCCCCAAGCACACUUCCCAAGUCCCUUCAGCAGCACACGUUACUGAGAGCUUUUUCCAAAGGCUGAGGGAAAGGAUGGGUAGGUUAGAAAGGGGGUGCCUUCACCCAGGGCCCCCUGUGCCUGGAGCAGUUUAUAAUGUUACUAAGUCAAGGCGGGUAACCUUAUACUGUCCCCAUCUGUGAGCCAUGGGUUGAAGUAGCCAUUAAAAAGAGAGACUUAUUUCUGCCAAUGGUUUUUCUUUGUUCCAAGGUCUUUUAGAAACAUAGGUAAAGCCUGGUAUAGUGGUGCAUGUCUUUAACCCGAGUAUUUGGGAGGCAGAGGCAGGUGACUCUCUGAGUUCUAGGCCAGCCUGAUCUACAGAGAGAAUUUCAGGACAGCCAGAGUUACACAGAGAAACCCUGUCUGGAAAAAAACAAGAGAAAAGGAAAGAAGUGUAGGUGAGACUGAUUCUCCAAGCCCAGGACCUAACUCUGGCUCACCUAGAGGCAGCAAGAGGAGGAGGGGUGCUCAGGGGCUCUCUGCUGCUAUUCUGGUCUCCAGGUCACAGAGAGGAGUCACUGUCUGGGCAAGGCACAGGCUGCCAGGCAUGGUCUCUGGAAUCCAGGAGGUCUCUGAGGACCAGGGGGCUUGUCACAUCCUAAGUCAUUUAGAAAGAACAAAAGUCCCUUUGUCACCCACAGUGAAUUGGGGGAGGAACACACUCUCUUUUCUCACUUGGCCUCCCUUUACAUGAGAUAGUGUGGCAAAGAGAACGUUCUUCCUGGUAUGUUGGUACCAUCCCAAGCCGCAGCCCAGUGUCCACCCCCUCCCCAACUUCUAAAGUAUGUGUUAUGAUGGGAGCCUGCUCUGGGCAGUUGAGGGGGCCUGUUCUCUCUUCCCUGAGAGUUUGGGUCAUCUCUUGGAAGGUUUUCUGAAAUUGAGGAAAGGGGGUGGGGACCGUCUCGCCCCUCCCUUCCCCCACCCAGCUUCCUUCAUUGAAUUUGCUAUAAAAUGAGUCAUAUGAAGAAACCCUAUACUGUGAGGUAUGCGCCACUUCUGUGAAAACAUUACAAAUCAAGCCGCCUUCUCAGUUUAUUUAAGAUGCUUUUGUUGCAAGCGGGGCUCUGGAGUGAGGCGUCCUCUGCGGGUAUGAGAUAAUAGCACCUUGUAACUCAUUACAUCUGGGCACUAUUUACAUAAACCAGAGGCGAGCCAGGCAGGGAUUUGCUGAUUAAUUUAUUUUUAAUGGACUGAAGUAUGCCAUGCACCAAAAUAAACUUUACUGUGUGUACCUAA